UUUUUUUUUUUUUAAAGUGACCAGAAUUGGGAUAUUGCAGUAAUGGGACAUGCUUACAGAUGCAUUUAGGUAUUCUGAACUGGGGUGAAAUGGGGAAAGGAUAAGUACUGUUUGUAUUUAUGCCAUUCAAAACAUUUUAUGUAAGAAAACGGUUGAAAAACUCAGCACCUGAGUAACUUGCAAUACCCAUUUCCUGAUAGUGUAAUGGUAAUAUUAUGCAUGCAUGGUUUUGCUGAUGCAUCAGAUCUUUUUUUUUUUGCCAAACUAGAGUAACUUUUGUGGAACUAGAGGAUCACAUUCUAUCAGUUGGCUUUUUUGUGGUAACAAGAAAUGAAUGAAUCAUUACUUAAUGAAGUUAAUCAGAUUAAGAUGUAAUCCAUAUACACAUAUAGCAGUGAGGCGUUGUGUCAUGAUCAAAUAACAAAAGCUCAGCAGCUGUUGUCUGUCACAAGUUCAAUAGACCUGAGUCACGUCAUUUAUUUAAUUCGCGGCUUCGUCGCGUGAUGUUGUACGAAGUGACCGCCUCGUUCUCAACCACAGGCGCACGCAUCUAUUUACAUCCUACAUUAACACGUCUUGAGACAGUUAAUAAUUUUACAUGCAAGUAUUUUUAUGCACUUUAGAGGGCGCUGUUGCAAUAAAUGUGGUAAAGGCGCGGUAGCCAUGGAAGUGAAAGUAAAAGUAAAAACAUAUUUUUUAUCGUGCGUUGUUAGAACGUGUAUGAGUAAGCAGCGUUUUCAUAAUUUCUUUUCAGUAGCCUACUUUACGUUUUUCGAGUAUUCGCAUAGUCACACAAAGUUUGUAGCCUACAGACUUUCGUAGACCUCAUGAUGAAAAUCAAGAUGAGAGUUUUCUGUUGGUUUCUGUCGUUGUUCUGCGCUAUCAGGACUGAAGGAUUUGCAGUUUGGGGUCCUGCUAUGCCCCUAGUUGUCCAGUUGGGGGCGUCUGUAACGUUGCCCUGCUCUGUGGAUACCCCACUACCUCUGCACGAGCUGGAGGUGCAGUGGAUGAGGGAGGAUUCUGCAACCCUGGUGCAUCUGUUCCAGGAAGGAGAGAGUAGGCCAGAAUCACAGAGCCCAGCUUACAGCGGCAGGGCCGAUUUUUUUUCUGAAGAAAUCUCCAAAGGAAACUUCUCUCUGCUGCUUAGGAGUGUAACUAGUGAAGACAAAGGACUGUACAAGUGCGUAGUUCAUACUGUUCACGAGUCCAAUGAAACAGAGGUGAAAAUAGAUAUUGAACGGCUGGUUGUGACAGGUGCAGACGUGCCAGUAUUUGCAUAUGCUGAUGAGGAUGUGAUUCUGAACUGCUCAGUGGACACCCAUGUUCCUCUCAAAGAGUUACAAGUAGAGUGGAUGAAGACAGAUGGGGAAAUCCUGGUGCUGCUGUUUUUUGAGGGGGAGAACAGACCAGAGUCACAGCAUGAGAGAUUCAGGGGGCGUGCUGUGUUCUUCACUGAGGAGAUUCCCAAAGGAAACUUCUCUCUGAAACUGAGGAAUGUAAAAACAGAAGAUAAAGGAGAAUUCAUGUGUAAAGUCCAUACAGACAGAGAAUCAGUCAUCGCAACGGUAUGGCUACGAGAACUUGGGUUUUCCUCCUUACAUAUGUGGGUCCUGGUUUUAACCAUCGCUGCUGCAGUUUUUGCAGUUUUAAGCUGCAUUCCUGCUCUUCGGUGUAUAAUCGAGAAAGGUCAUUAUAUGUCAUAUAGCUUCAGAAAAGAUAAAAGCAACAGGGCAAUGUUGCUAUAUUGCCUUCAAGUCUCAGUUCCAUGUAUCCUGAUAUCCAUCGCAUUCGCCAUAUGGGGUUAUAUUGAAGGCUCUGUCGGAGAGGCUUUUGUUGGCAGUGCUAUAAAUUUCAUGAGGAUCCAAAUUUUAUUUUGGGUGAUUCCACCUAAAUACAUAUGGGAGGGUACACAUUGGGAAAUAUUCACAUACAUGGCUCUGCCUUUGGAGAAUUUGGUCAUUACAACAGGGGUCAAUUCUGUUGUUCUCCAGACAUUUUUUAUACACCGUGCCCCAGAUUCAGGAGCAAAAGCAUUAACUGGAAUUCUUUUUGGAAUUGUGUUAUUUUUAUCGUUUAGUUCAUUGGCAGUUCAUUCAGUGUCAAAGGGUCGAUAUAAAAUUGUCAAACCUUUACCAUUUUGGCGGAAAUAACAUUUCUGAUUUUCACACAUGAUUUGGGUUAUUCCUCAUCCGGUAAGUUGCCAUUAAAAAGAAUUCAUAUUAAGUGUAUAUCAAAUGUUUUAAGUAUAUAAUAACACCAUUAU
This is a messenger RNA of Anguilla rostrata (American eel), 2263 nucleotides long. RefSeq names its product butyrophilin subfamily 2 member A2-like. NCBI's taxonomy places the organism in Eukaryota, Metazoa, Chordata, Actinopteri, Anguilliformes, Anguillidae. Gene Ontology annotation, cellular component: external side of plasma membrane. The record is from RefSeq and is a predicted model, not a curated record. Gene Ontology annotation, biological process: cell surface receptor signaling pathway; negative regulation of T cell proliferation; cellular response to lipopolysaccharide. The transcript is spliced from 9 exons. Bases 828 to 2150 code for a protein of 440 amino acids.